GUGAUAUGACAGUGACAGUUGUUUCGGAUUUUCGUUAUAGGAAUUAUUAUGUAAAGAUUCUGUUUGGAUUGAAUACACAAAAUUCAAGGUCAUCCACUUCUUGGCCAGUAUGAGUUCUCAAGAUAUUUAUAAUCAAACACGCGAAGGUGAGAUGUGGACGUGCGUGGAGAGCGCUGCAGGUGCGGUAGGUGCGGCGCCGUGCUCUCGUGCCAAGCACUCGGCGACGCUGCUGGCCGGCCACCUGUACGUGUUAGGAGGCCGCGGCGCCGGCGGCUGUCUGCCGCUCAGGGACUUUUGGCGAUACUCACUUGCCCGGGGCGAGUGGGAGCGGCUGGAGCAGCGCGGGGAGCCCCCGCCCGCGCUGCAAGAGCACUCCGCCACCGCGCAUGGAGACAAGUUGUACGUGUUCGGUGGUGAACCCGGCUCCUCCUCCAGCGAGACGCCGCUCUGGAUAUAUGACACGCAAUUAUGCGUGUGGCGCAAGCUGCCGGGGCGCGUAUCGUGCGGGGGCGGAGCGGCGAGGCGGCGCGGCACGAGGGCGGCGGGGGGUGUGUCCCCAAGCGCGCGUCGCGGCCACUCGGCGCACGCGCUGGACGACUGCUUGUUGCUCUACGGCGGCUACAUGGACCUGCGCGGCUCCACCAAUGAGCUCUGGGCCUUCCACUAUGAGUCAGAGACGUGGCGCGAGGUGCGAGCGCUGCGCGCGGGCCCGGCGCGGCACCGGCACGCGGCCGCGCUGCUGGCCGGCCGGUUGUAUGUGCACGGCGGGCAGUGCGACCUGCGCGACUGCGCCGACCUUUGGCACUACGACAUCCUGUCGCGCGUGUGGACGUGCGUGCGCGCAGGGCGGGGCCCGGCGCCGGGAGCGCGCAGCGGACACGUCGGCCUGCGCGCUGGCGCGCACUUCUACAUCUUCGGCGGCGAGGCUCGCGGACACCCCACCAACGAAAUGUGGCGCUUUCAUUUCGCAACAGAAACCUGGGAGCGCAUGAGCCAAAGUGUGAAGUGGCCGUCGGCCCGCGUGGACAGCCGCGCGCUGCUGGUGGGAGGCGCCUGUGGGGGCGGCGGGAGCAUCGAGGAAGGCGAGCGGCCGAGGGCGGGGGCGAUUAUGGGAGAAGGGCGGGCAAGCGUGCGCGCGCGCGCCGACCCGCCCGGCGGCUUCCUGCGCGAAAUCUCGAAGUUAUCCUCGUUCCACCUGCGCCGCGCUGCGCGCUGCUCGUACAGCGUGCUGGCGGCCGUGGACCAAGACUCCACCGAGAGCCUCGCGCGCUCCGAGCGGCCCGCACUAGCCAAGUCGCGCUCCGCCUACGUCAUCGACGAGCGGCAGCCGGCCGACGGUGGCGAGAGCCCGCGCGCCGGCGACCUGCCCGACUCCCGCCGCGCGGACCUUGCGCGUGAACCCAUCUCCGUACCCGACUUCGCCGACAUGAUCCUACCGACGCCCGUCCUCUCGCCCGUCGAGGCCGCGAAGCUCGUCUACCUCGACUCCGAGGACGAGGAGGACAUCAAAAGGGAAACUUCACCGAACGGGCACGGCGAGGAACCGAAAACGCCAAAAACUAAAGUGAUCAGCAUUCCGAAGUCGGCGUCGGUGAGAUUUAUUAAGAGCGCGACAGGCGCGAGCGAAGACGAGGCGGAACUGUCGACGUCGGACUAUGCGAGUGCGGAAAAGGUGAACAGGAUAUCAUCGGGACCUUCGUCGCUGGGCUUCAGCAACCCACACUACCUGGGGCCGGACGUGAGGAACUUAGGGGUGGCGAUGACCCCGGACUCCGGCGUGGGGCAGGGCGACAUCGAGCUGCAGGAGCUAGGGGUGAGGCGCAGCGGUGGGGAGUCGGGCGGGGCGCGGGGCGGGGAUACUCAGCUGCACCUGCUGCUGGUGGGCGGCAAGGAGUCGCCGCACCUCGCACUGCUGCAGAGCCCGCUCUCCAUGUGGACGUACCGGCUGCUGUAGCCGGCAUCACGCCUUUAGCAAGCUGACCUCCGUUUAGUGGAACUAGAAAACGUUCUAUGUCCAUGACUUCUCUAGCAAUCUGCUAGUGAUAAGAAAGUAGCGUUUUGAAUGUAAAAGGAAAUAUACAGGCAACACACAAUAGGACGAUUAGAUGUAAAUGAAGUUAAGCCUGAAGAAAAUAAGAAACAUCACGAACAAUGUAACCAUUACCUCUGUUUUAAACAGAUAAGAAAUGUGACAGCAGCCAACUUGUUUGGAAGAUACAAGGAAUACGUUUCGGCUAAAACUGACGUCCAAAAUUAUACAAAUUAUUUAGAUGUAAGAAGUCUCCAUCAGGUACCGGUACCGUGCCAACAUUUCGAGUAUUGUAAGAUAGUUUUACAGUUUUUUAACGUAUUCUUUUUAUUUUUAAUGUUACAAUAUUUUUACGUUUCUACAAGUGUUGCUAUUUAUGUAUAUUGUUUCAGUAGUGCAAUAUUGUCCCUUCGUCUAACGACAUACAUACUCAAGAAACCUACAAGAUGUCUCCAAAUUUAUUUUAAUUGUUUUGUAUAUCCAUUUCUCCGGAUCCACAAGCCAACAUCAACACAUGCCAUGACGCUGAUCGCAUGAGACAGGAGCGUGUACCUUUUAUAACUGCCUUAGUGUACCUUUAAAAUAUUCAUUAAGUAGGUCUAUUUCACAACGAAUUUCAAAAAUGUGUGAAUCAAGCCGCUAAACGUAUCCGAGUACGACAUUAAAUGAGUUUGGAGACAGGUUGUACGUGCGCGUUAGUAUCAGCUAACACUGAGUAGCGUAUAGCGGCGAAUAGCCUUAGUUCUGUACAUGUUACAUUUUGUUCUCGUCUUUAUAUUUGUGUUACUGCAGAUGAUAUUUGUCACUCAUCUUCCAUAUCGUUGUCUCACUUUUGUCCAGUACAACGAGAGGGAUGACGACAUGUCAUCGAGUUCGUCACCAAUUUGUGUGUCCGCCCAGCAAGAAAGAAUAUGUGCAAGAAAUCGUAGCAUUAAUCACACGUAGUCCGAUUUAAAUAACUCGCCAUUAACAUGUGUAUAUCUGGUAACAUUGUCAAGUUGAAACUUUUCAUUCAGUCAACAAUCAGUAUUCCGAAUAGUAUUUUAUUUUACAAAUAUCAAAUAUGGUGGUAUUAUUGUAUAAUGCAAACAAAUCUAAGAUGUGCAUUAUCUAAAUGUUAUUAAAUAUAGUUACGUAUCAAUAUUCACUUU
Molecule: messenger RNA, 3180 nt
Organism: Papilio xuthus (Asian swallowtail)
Lineage: Eukaryota; Metazoa; Arthropoda; Insecta; Lepidoptera; Papilionidae
Exons: 8
Coding region: 110-1954 (614 amino acids)
Cellular component (GO): Golgi apparatus
Molecular function (GO): protein binding
Source: RefSeq, a predicted model, not a curated record